This is a messenger RNA of Spodoptera littoralis (African cotton leafworm), 435 nucleotides long. The record is from the annotation of a GenBank genome assembly. Lineage: Eukaryota; Metazoa; Arthropoda; Insecta; Lepidoptera; Noctuidae.
AUGUUUUUAAAACCUAGACAAAUAAUUAAAUUAGGAUAUCAAAAUUACCGUGUCGUAAGUAGUAGACUAUAUGGAGCUCGAAAGGCAGUUGCAUCUGUUUCUACAGAAGGCAUAAAUAUAAGCGACAGUUGUGUACAGAGGCUAAAACAAUUAUGUACUAACGAAGACAAUUUCCUGAGAGUGUGUGUGGAGAGUGGUGGCUGCUCGGGAUUUCAAUACAAAUUCGAUUUAGAUACAAAAAUAGCUGAUGAUGACAAAAUAUUUGAAAAAGAUGGAGUCAAAGUAGUAAUAGACGAGACGUCUUUGGAUUUUAUUAAAGGUUCAACGGUGGAUUACCAUACUGAGCUCAUCAGAGCGGCUUUUAGAAUUACACAAAAUCCAAAUGCCGAGUUAGGUUGCUCGUGUGGUGCAAGUUUUUCUGUAAAACUCGAUUAG